Paramacrobiotus metropolitanus is the source of this 839-nucleotide messenger RNA. RefSeq names its product HIG1 domain family member 2A, mitochondrial-like. NCBI's taxonomy places the organism in Eukaryota, Metazoa, Tardigrada, Eutardigrada, Parachela, Macrobiotidae. Bases 139 to 543 code for a protein of 134 amino acids. Gene Ontology annotation, biological process: mitochondrial respirasome assembly. The transcript has 3 exons. Gene Ontology annotation, cellular component: mitochondrion. The record is from RefSeq and is a predicted model, not a curated record.
AGUUUCAAAACACAAACUGGCCGUAAGAAAAAAGUUGAUUUAUUAAACUAAUUAAAGAAUAGGAUUUCAUCCAUUAGACAGUUUUCUUUUGCGUCGUGCGUUUGUUGGGAAUACUUGUGAAUAAGAUCAACAUUAACGAUGUCAACAGCAAAGUCAACAUCUGACGAUGAUCUGCGCUGGAUUCGUGCUCCAGCAUCCAGUAAUCCAGAAUUCCGACCCAGUGUAUUUCCGGAAACGAUGUCAACAACAAAACCAAAUGUAGACAGUGAACUGCGCUGGGUCCGUGCUCCAGCCUUGGAUAAUCCCAGCUUCCAACCAUACGUGUUUCCGGAAACAAUACUAGAAAAAGCGAAGCGCAAAACCCUCGCAAAUCCCAUCGUUCCUAUCGGCGUUCUUGCUACUAGUGCUGCUCUUGGAUACGGAUUAAUCAGCAUGCGCCGAGGAAAUUCGGUGAUGUCGCAGUACAUGAUGCGCGCCAGAGUAGCAGCGCAAGGUUUGACCAUUGUCGCGCUGGUGCUCGGUGUAUAUUGGGGAGCAAAAUGAACAUUAAUUAUUGCGUUUCGUCUGGUGGUGUAGAUUUUUGUUAUACAGUGUGAAUUUUUGGAAGUUAAUAUACAGCUCUCUUAUCUGAGUUUGCCUGCACAUCCGUAAACUGGAAGAUUCGAUAAACUCAGUGGUCAAUUCUCGACUAACUGGAUUAAUUUAAUUUGGAAACUGGUUGUUUGAGUCUUCCAUCUUCUACUUUUUAAUGGAGCAGACGUUAAUUGUAUUGCUUAAACAAUAAUCUUAUACAACAAAUACAGUAUGGACGGCAAGAAAACCAAUAAAUAUUUAACAAA